AUGUCUGGUCGAUUCGUGCGUUCCUCGAAAUACCGUGAGAUCUUCUUCCCCUCCCCACAGGCUGCCCGCAAUCUGACAGGUAGUAGGACACGUCUUCGGACGGCCAACGAGAAAGGUGCGCUGCGAACCCCCUGGGCCCUUCUCAGAGUCGACAUUAUCUCACACUCAUCGCAGGAGCAAUGCUAUGACAAUCUUCGUAUUUCCAAGAACGCCUGGGAUACCAACCUCGUCAAGGCCAACCCCAAAUACCUCUCCGUAAACUGGGAAGCUGGUGGUGGAGGUGCAUUUGCUGUUAUUCCUCUGGAGGAGCGCGGGAAGCUGCCUGAGAGAAUACCUCUUUUCCGGGGUCACACUGCCGUGGUCCUCGAUACCGACUGGAACCCUUUCAACGACGACCUGAUUGCAUCUGGAUCUGAUGACGGCAAGGUCUUCCUUUGGCGUGUGCCGGAGAAUUUCACUCUUCGCCCUGAUCUUGAUCCCGAUGAGAUCCAAGAUGUUGCACCCGUUGGCAAGCUUUCUGGUCAUCCGAAGAAGAUAGGCCACGUUCUUUUCAACCCCGCCGCCGAAAACAUCCUGGCUACGGCCUCCGGCGAUUAUACCGUCAAGAUCUGGGAUAUCGAAGCGGGCGCUCCGAAGCUGACUCUGAACCUGGGCGACAUUGUACAAUCACAGUCCUGGAGCGCGAACGGCUCCCUCUUGGUUACGACCUCGCGAGACAAGAAGCUGCGCAUUUGGGAUGUGCGUCAGGAACGCCCCGCGCAUGAGACACAAGGACACUCUGGUGCCAAGAACAGCCGUUCGGUCUGGCUUGGUGAGCAUGACAGGAUCGCAACCACCGGUUUCUCGAAGAUGAGUGACCGUCAGCUGGCUCUGUGGGAUAUCCGCGCUCCCCGGGAGCCCAUCAACGGAUUCAAGACCCUUGACUCGAUCUCCGGUGUAUGCAUGCCUUUCUGGGAUGAGGGCACUCAGUGUCUGCACCUUGCUGGAAGAGGUGAUGGUAACAUCCGCUACUUCGAACUCGAGAACGACAAAUUCGAAUACCUUGCCGAAUAUAAGUCUGCCGAUCCCCAGCGUGGUAUCGCUUUCAUGCCCAAGCGUGGAGUCAACACUCACGACAACGAAGUCGCUCGUGCCUUCAAGACCGUUAACGACAGCUACAUUGAACCUAUUUCUUUCAUCGUGCCCCGCCGUGCGGAGACCUUCCAGGACGAUAUUUACCCUCCUACAACUGGUCUGAAGCCUGCUAUGGGCCCCUCUGAGUGGCUUGCAGGCAAGGAGGCCAUCCCGCCCAAGAUUUCCAUGGCCAACCUUUACGAGGGCGAGGGUCUGAAGGAGGUCACCGGAGUGCAGGACGCCCCCACUUCCACCAUGGGUGCCUCCGAGCCCGAGGCGGCGCCGGCUCCCAAGGCCGCUGAGCCCAGUCCCGUGAAGAAGGCCCCCGAGCCCGCCCCCGAGCCGACGCCGGUGGCCAAGCCCGCCCCGUCCAUGAAGGAGCAGGGUGCCUCGAUGGCCGCCAUGGUCUCUAAGUUUGCCGACGAUGAAGAGGCCGAGACCGUGGAGGAGGAUUCGAGCUUUGAGGAGGUGCAGAAGCCCGUGGAGCGUCCUGCACGCUCUCCCGAAGCCUCAUCUCCUUCCAUCAAGACCAGCCCAUGGCACCAGAAGGAAGAGGAGGUCAAGACCAAGGCAGCAAGCCCUGCUAAGUCUUCCCCCGUCAUCACCCCUGCUGCCGCACCAUCCGACAUCUCCACCGGCGCUGCUGUCGCAGCAGACGCUGUUCAGCGCGAGAUCGGAGCAAUCAAGGACCUGAUCGCCGAACAGACGAAGACGAUCGCCUCCCAAGCGCAGCAGAUGCAGAGCCUGACUGCCGAGAUCGAGUCCCUCAAGGCUAAGCUGGGCUAG
This is a messenger RNA of Aspergillus niger, 1899 nucleotides long. RefSeq lists its product as uncharacterized. The record is from RefSeq and is a predicted model, not a curated record. Bases 1 to 1899 code for a protein of 632 amino acids. Gene Ontology annotation, molecular function: actin filament binding. The transcript has 7 exons. Gene Ontology annotation, biological process: actin filament organization. Lineage: Eukaryota; Fungi; Ascomycota; Eurotiomycetes; Eurotiales; Aspergillaceae.